Messenger RNA from Setaria italica (foxtail millet), 1716 nucleotides. RefSeq names its product purple acid phosphatase 2. The record is from RefSeq and is a predicted model, not a curated record. Gene Ontology annotation, molecular function: acid phosphatase activity; metal ion binding. The transcript has a single exon. The coding region runs from base 79 to 1512 and encodes 477 amino acids. Lineage: Eukaryota; Viridiplantae; Streptophyta; Magnoliopsida; Poales; Poaceae.
UUAAAGCCAGCACUAGUGCAGUAGCUAGCAUGCAGCCAGCCAGCGAGUAGUAGUAGUAGCAGUUAGUGCGUGGCCGCCAUGGAAAGGAAGCCCGCCGCUGCGGCGGCGCUGGUAGUAGUAGUAGUAGUAGUACUCGCCGCCGCGCUCUUCUCCGUCGGCGAGGCGGCGCACCCUCGUCGCUGUGUGACGAGCACGUACCGGCGGAAGCACCAGGCCUCCGACGACAUGCCGAUGGACGCGGACGUGUUCGCGGUGCCGCCGGGCCGCAACGCGCCGCAACAGGUGCACAUCACGCUCGGGGACCAGACCGGCACGGCCAUGCUCGUGUCCUGGGUCACCGUGGAGGCCGAGGGCAACAGCACCGUCCUGUACGGCCGCGCCGCGGACAGGCUCGACCUCGCCGCCGAGGGCACCACCACCCGCUACACCUUCUACAACUACACCUCCGGCUUCAUCCACCACUGCACGCUCACCGGCCUGGACCACGGCACCCGGUACUACUACGCCAUGGGGUUCGGCGACACGGUGCGCACCUUCUGGUUCACCACGCCGCCCCCGCCCGGCCCUGGCGCGCCGCUCCGGCUGGGUCUCAUCGGCGACCUCGGCCAGACGCCCGACUCCAACAGCACGCUCACCCACUACGAGCAGCACCCCGGCGACGCCGUGCUCUUCGUCGGCGACCUCUCCUACGCCGACAAGCACCCGCUCCACGACAACAACCGCUGGGACACCUGGGGCCGCUUCUCCGAGCGCAGCGUCGCGUACCAGCCCUGGAUCUGGACCGCCGGCAACCACGAGAUCGACUACGCGCCGGAGAUCGGGGAGACGGUCGCGUUCAAGCCCUUCUCCCACCGCUACCCGACGCCGUACCGCGCCAGCGACUCGUCGGAGCCGUACUGGUACUCGGUGAAGAUGGGGCCCGCGCACAUCAUCGUGCUCUCCUCCUACUCGGCCUUCGGCAAGUACACGCCGCAGUGGAAGUGGCUGGAGCAGGAGCUGAAGCGCGUGGACCGGGAGACCACGCCGUGGCUCUUCAUCAGCGCGCACGUGCCCUGGUACAACAGCAACAACUUCCACUUCAUGGAGGGCGAGCCGACGCGCGUGCAGUUCGAGCAGAUGGCCGUCGACGCCCGCGUCGACAUCGUCUUCGCCGGCCACGUCCACGCCUACGAGCGCAGCCACCGGUACUCCAACAUCAAGUACAACAUCACCGACGGCAAGUGCACGCCCGUCGCCGACCGCCGCGCCCCAGUAUACAUCGUCAUCGGCGACGGCGGCAACAUCGAGGGCCUCGCCGACGAGCUCACCUGGCCGCAGCCGGCCUACUCGGCGUUCCGGGAGUACAGCUACGGCCACGCCGUGCUGGACAUCAAGAACCACACGCACGCACACUACGCCUGGUACCGCAACCACGACGGCAACAAGGUCACCGCGGACACCACCUGGUUCACCAACCGCUACCACAUGCCCAACCACGACGACUCCGUCUACUCGAACACUGCCUACGUGUAAUACUAUCCACCACACAAACCUGCUUCCCCGAAUGCAUGCACCAGAAUUGUGCACUGCUUGUUGCCAACAAUAAGGCUACUUACAUUGCAGCCAUGAAAAUCGAUAUGAUCAUGUAGAGUUCCAUCUACAUGCAUGGAGGAGAUGUGCACUUGUGUAUUUACAUACAAAUGAGAAUAAGAUGGCAUGACCAGUUCAUCAUGAUAA